UUUUUUUUUUGAGGAAAUGAAAUAAUCCUACUUAUUACUCCUAAUCUCCUCUCUCUUUCUCUCUCUAUUAUAUAUACACAACAAUUCGUGCAACAACUCCACCUCCAAUAAUUUUCACUACCAAAAAAAGCCAACAAAAUUACAUUAAAAUAUUAAUCUUGCUUAUUAAUAUUAAUAAUAAUCCACCCUCCUUAAUUAAUUAACGCCUCAAAACUCUUGAUUUCUCCAGUUUUUCCUCGUUCAUCUUUCCUCAUGGUCCAAGAAGUGAAGAAUGAGAACAAGAGGGAGGUCACUUUGACAUAUCCACUCUCCCUAGAUGGAAAUUCCAAGAAUGAUUACAAGCCUCCCAAUGUUCUUCAAAUGGUUUUUAGUCUACUCAAUAAUGUUAGACCUGGAGCUGAUCUUACUCGUUUUCAGCUACCUCCAUUGUUUAACUUACCAAAAUCACACCUACAAUGCUAUGGAGAAUCAGUGUAUUGUGUGAACAAGGACAUGCUAAGCAAAUGUGCCAACGGAGAGACCACCGUUGAUCGGAUGAUCUCCGUCGUUGCGUGGAGCAUCUCAACCAUUCGUCCGUUGAUGUUCGGGGUUGCCCCUUACAACCCCAUUCUUGGUGAGACUCAUCAUGCGUCUAGAGGCACACUAAACGUCCUACUUGAACAAGUUUCUCACCACCCACCAGUAUCAGCAUUGCAUGCAACUGAUGAGACGAACGGUGUAGAACUCAUUUGGUGCCAACAUGCUGUUCCCAAGUUUCAGGGAACUACCAUAGAAACAGUGGUGCAUGGGAGAAGGAAGCUAAAUCUUGUAAAUAGGGGAGAAUGUUAUGUGAUGAAUGCUCCAAAAUUGUUGAUAAGAUUAUUGCCAAAGCUUGGAGUUGAUUGGGUAGGAAAUGUUAGAAUCAAGUGCCAAGAAACUAGUCUUGAAGCUGAAUUAUCCUUCAAAAGUGGUACAUUUUUAGGUUUUGGAGGCAGCAGAUCUGUUAAAGGAAAGAUCAUCGAUUCAUCUACUUUCAAGACAUUAUAUGAAAUUCAUGGCCAAUGGGACAGGAUUGUAAAUAUAACGGAUACCAUAGAUGGAAAAACUAAAGUCCUAUACGAUGCCAGAGAAGUUCUUUCUGCACUUCCCGCCUUAACCCUAAAGGAUCCAAAGGGAGUGUGGCAAAGUGAAUCAGGGGUAAUAUGGGGAGAAGUGAGUAAAGGAAUUCUAAGCAAAGAGUGGGACAAAGCAAGAGAAGCAAAGAGAACAGUUGAGGAGAGAGAAAGAGAACUCUUAAAACAAAGGAAGUCAGUGGGUGAAGAUUGGUUUCCAAAGCAUUUUGAUUUAUCUUAUUCCCCUGAAUUUGGUUGGGAAUGCACUCCUAAAGAAAAGACCAUUCCACCUGCUCCUAUUAUUUUCCCAAUUUAAUUUAACUUUUUUUUUAAUUUUUUUUUGGAUAAUGUUAAUGAUUAAAUGUAAUGGUAAUUUAGUUUAAUUACUCAAGUACUGUAUAAAUAUGUUAGAGCUAGUGUAAGUUUAAAAGACAAAUUGAAUAUUUUUUUUUUUUUUUUUGACAAAACAAAUUGAAUAAAAUUAGAGUUGAAGUGGAUGCAUGUA
Chenopodium quinoa (quinoa) is the source of this 1596-nucleotide messenger RNA. Its product is annotated as oxysterol-binding protein-related protein 4C-like. Gene Ontology annotation, molecular function: sterol binding. NCBI's taxonomy places the organism in Eukaryota, Viridiplantae, Streptophyta, Magnoliopsida, Caryophyllales, Amaranthaceae. The record is from RefSeq and is a predicted model, not a curated record. Gene Ontology annotation, cellular component: cytosol; membrane; intracellular membrane-bounded organelle. Bases 253 to 1407 code for a protein of 384 amino acids. The transcript is spliced from 7 exons.